AUGGCCAACCCGACUACUUAUGAAAUUACUAUCCUUAAUGAGAGCGGGAGCUCUCAUGCCUACUUUCUCUUCGCUGAGACACCUCAGGUGUCUAACUCCCCUAGUGUUUUUCAAAACAUCUGGAUGGCUGCUCCCCCGAUUGUCUCGCGGAGCGAUGGGUCGAGCCAAAUGAAGUUCACUAUAAAUACUCAGUAUUACGCCGUUUGCGGCACUUCUGUCCAGCCACUUGGCUCCAAUGUGGCUAUUGCCACGAGUGAUUAUGAGAGUGUUCAGUUGGGCGCAGAAGACCAACCAGGAACAACCCUUAACUUUACAACUAUAGGCGGGGCCAACUUCCCCGAGCCACUGCCAACUCCAACUGGCCCCGAUGGUGGAUUUACUAUCCAGGCGGAUAGAAGCUGGUCUGAGCCUGACCCGAACAAUACCUUUAUCGGUUUAGGCGGGCAGGACAUGCAUGGCAAUGUGGUCCCUGUUGCAUCCGUGCCUGUUUCGCCGGGGAUUACCUACAACAUGUUCCCGGUGGUUAAAUUCUACGUCUCCUAUGGGAGCUUUGUAGAGGGUCAGAUUCUCGACGUUGAAGAACUUGGCCCAACUCUGGAGGUCAACUUUACUCAGGCUGAGUAUAACACGGUCACCUACAUCCACAAUAACUUGGAUGAAUACCAGCAAGUGGCGCCAUCCGAAGCCAGGGGCAUCAAGCUGAAGUCACUGGCUGCGAAAAAAGCUGCCUUCCUUGGGGAGGUGGAGGUUCCAGCAGCAGGAAAAAUGCGGGGGCAAAAUCAUACGGUAAACGGCUUAAUGAAGGAAGAUCGGCUGGCCAAGGACCUGCAGAGGACUUUGGCUAAGAUGGUGCGCAGUGCAAAUGGCGUUGCUUGA
This is a messenger RNA of Penicillium subrubescens, 876 nucleotides long. RefSeq lists its product as uncharacterized. The transcript has 2 exons. Bases 1 to 876 code for a protein of 291 amino acids. Lineage: Eukaryota; Fungi; Ascomycota; Eurotiomycetes; Eurotiales; Aspergillaceae. The record is from RefSeq and is a predicted model, not a curated record.